AUGGAUGAACUCGCACACCGAUACCAAGUUGCUGAGCACGAGAUCCUGCACAAAUUACUCAACCCCAGAAAAAACGGUCACCGCGAAAUGCAAGUAACCAGGAUAAUGAACGCUAUUCAACAGGAGGGCAUGGCUCUUAACACAUUCCUCUUAUCGGUGAACCAACCCCUCUGCACAUGGCCACCACACCACCCCUCCUUCUACAGCGGCCUGCUUGUAAAGACUCAAAACGUAUUGCACUUCCUUGAACAUCAGAACUUGAAUGUGUUCAACUUUCUAUUCUGCCUUCUUACCCCCAAACAUCAUACGCUGCGGCCUCAUCGAGAAGUUUGGCAGGGGAAUGGUGCACAUUCAUAUUUAGUAUGCCGCGUACUUGACAGUAUAAGGAAUUUUUUAAUCCACGCGGGGAAUGGCCACGUGUGGGAGGAUUACAUCCAGGCGCAGAUACGUGACUCCCAAUUAACAUAUUGCGUCAUGUUUGAUUUAGCAGGUGCAAUCCCUUGCAACCGAGUCUCCACAAGACAUUACGUAGGCACUGGUGAAACGGCACACCGUGUUGACCUAUUUUUACGGAUAAUAUUUGGAGUAAACAAGGGAGGAACAGGUUCAUACCAUGGUGUGCUUGGGUCAUUGCUACUUGCGCUCGGAUUUGAUCCCAAGGAAAAUUACUGUGCGCGCGAUGUGUCACUAGGCAUUGUCAUGGACAUCGACAGUGCUCUAUCACCUGCUGCUGCGGAGGAAGAGCGUGAGAUGGUCAUCGCCCAAAUCACCGACGCUAUUGUGGCCCAAGGGAUGACGCUCCAACAGUUUAUUAGAAUAGUCAAUCCUUCCGUCUGUACCGACUUUGUAGAACCUUGA
Molecule: messenger RNA, 858 nt
Organism: Melampsora larici-populina 98AG31
Lineage: Eukaryota; Fungi; Basidiomycota; Pucciniomycetes; Pucciniales; Melampsoraceae
Exons: 6
Coding region: 1-858 (285 amino acids)
Source: RefSeq, a predicted model, not a curated record